Messenger RNA from Scomber scombrus (Atlantic mackerel), 1461 nucleotides. It is a transcript of the gene clic2, whose product is annotated as chloride intracellular channel 2. Gene Ontology annotation, biological process: chloride transmembrane transport; negative regulation of ryanodine-sensitive calcium-release channel activity. Bases 234 to 968 code for a protein of 244 amino acids. Gene Ontology annotation, molecular function: chloride channel activity. The record is from RefSeq and is a predicted model, not a curated record. NCBI's taxonomy places the organism in Eukaryota, Metazoa, Chordata, Actinopteri, Scombriformes, Scombridae. The transcript has 6 exons.
CAGACAAAACACAACCAGCCCUGAGGUGUCACACUUUCUCCUGACGUCUACAACCACAAAGACACUUGAAACCAGAGCAGCUUGUUCAAGGACACUGUUAUCAGCUUUUUGGGGAUUUUUGGGGAGGUUGAACAAAAAAAACCCUGAGUUUAAUCAAGGAGAGGCUUUGACUGGAGCAACUGCUGGGAAUUUUUUAAAAGAAAAAGUAAAUAAAACAGUUUUUUUGGGACGACAUGGCACUACGGCAGAACUCAGACAAGGAGCCGAUCAUUGAGUUGUUCAUUAAGGCUGGUCAUGAUGGCGAGAACGUGGGGAACUGCCCGUUCUGCCAGAGGCUCUUCAUGGUGCUGUGGCUGAAAGGAGUCAAGUUUACGGUGACCACUGUCGACAUGAGGAAGAAGCCAGCAGAGCUCAAGGACCUGGCUCCAGGGACUAAUCCUCCUUUCCUCCUUUACAACGGCACCCUCAAAACAGACUUCAUCAAAAUCGAGGAGUUUCUUGAACAAACAAUAGCCCCUCCCAGGUAUCCUCAUCUCAGCCCACUAAACAAAGAGUCCUUUGACGUGGGUGCUGACAUUUUUGCAAAGUUCUCUGCUUUCAUCAAGAACAGUCCAAACAAUGCCUUUCAUGAGAAAAACCUCCUGCGGGAGUUCAAGCGUCUGGAUGACUACCUGAACUCUCCCCUCCCCGAGGAGAUCGACCACAACUCCAGAGAAACCAUUGGCAUCUCCAAGAGGAGGUUUCUGGACGGUGACCGCCUCACUUUAGCCGACUGCAACCUGCUGCCCAAACUGCAUGUUAUUCGGAUUGCUGCCAAGAAGUACUGCGACUUCGACAUCCCAGCCCAGUUCACAGGCGUAUGGCGAUACCUUCAAAACGCCAACGAGAGAGAGGAGUUCAAACAAACAUGUCCGGCCGACAUUGAAAUUGAGAAGGCCUACUUUACUGUGGCCAGCAAAGGAAAAUAAACCUUUUAUCAUCUGUUAUUCAUGUCCUAACAUAUCCAUGCUUGUCCUGAUCUGUAGAGGGCACUGCAACCUACAAAAAUAAACUGUGGCAAGAACUCUGUAGAAAAAAAUCAGUCACUAUCACAAAUUAAAAUAUCUGAUCUGUUGUUGCAGCAGGACUUUGGGUCAUGCUAAAGCAAAAUGUUUUAAUUGGUUGUAUGUUUUGACUGUUUUUCCAAAGUCGCUCACAAAAAAAAUAAUAUAUUUAUGCCACAAUGAAGAGACCAAACGUGCAAUUGACUGAUGAUAUAAUUUAGCACAUCAUCUUUUUUGUUCAUAGUGUAAAUAUAUAUAUUUUUAAUGCUUUUUAUGAUCAAAACACCCUUAUUGAAAUAUGCAUGAUUGUGUUAGUGUGAGCAUAACAGCUGAAGAAACCUUCACAAACUGUUCAUUUUUAUGCAAAAUAUGGAAAUACACUUCUGUAUCUCACUCUGUACGAAUACAGUUUGAUAUA